Fusarium graminearum PH-1 is the source of this 324-nucleotide messenger RNA. RefSeq lists its product as uncharacterized. Bases 1 to 324 code for a protein of 107 amino acids. Lineage: Eukaryota; Fungi; Ascomycota; Sordariomycetes; Hypocreales; Nectriaceae. The record is from RefSeq and is a predicted model, not a curated record. The transcript has a single exon.
AUGGUGUCUGUUAGAGAGAUCAUGCAUUUUAGAGCCGAAAUGUUGUCCAUUCAAGGGAUCGUCUUGCCUUUUAGAGCUGUGAUAGUGCUUAUUGAAGAUACCUUUUUACCUGUUAGAGCUGCCAUAGACCCUUUUCGGGUUGCGUCGGUGCCGAGAGAAGUUGGUGCAGAGGGCUUUGACUCGGCUCGUGCCGUGGAUCAUGGCUUAGGUCAGGAGAUCUGGGCUUGGAUACUACGUUAUAAGUACAGGAAAACGGACGGAGUCAAAGUGUUGUAUUGGACCCUGAGACUGGAGUUUGAAGCUUUAGUGGAUCAGGGACAUUGA